This is a messenger RNA of Neofelis nebulosa (Clouded leopard), 7714 nucleotides long. It is a transcript of the gene NRIP1, whose product is annotated as nuclear receptor interacting protein 1. Gene Ontology annotation, molecular function: signaling receptor binding; transcription coregulator activity. Gene Ontology annotation, biological process: regulation of transcription by RNA polymerase II. Lineage: Eukaryota; Metazoa; Chordata; Mammalia; Carnivora; Felidae. Gene Ontology annotation, cellular component: nucleus. The transcript has 2 exons. The record is from RefSeq and is a predicted model, not a curated record. Bases 769 to 4236 code for a protein of 1155 amino acids.
AAAGAAACAAACCAUUAGUGGUAAAGUGUGAUGAAUUAGUUCACCGAAGUAGACACAUCUGUAUUUUCGUGGCAUGUGCAUGGUGUGUGUGUGUGUGUGUGUGUGCGUGCGUGUGUGUGUGUGUGUGUUUAAUUUUGACCGUGCUGUGCAUGUGUUAGCUGCUCUCAAGCCCUGACUCAAGCUUGGUGGAGGUUUAAUCCUGUGCCCUUGUACACGUAGACUUGAUUAGUAGUUGUGGUUAUCUCAGCAGAAGACAUACCGCCCUCCUCCUAGUAUUGGUCGGGACCUGGGCAUUGGGGAGUCAAGGCAAAGGAGAAAGAAAAGAGAUUUUACAUUAGUAUUCUAUGAAAGCCUUACUGUCUGCAGAACAAAUUGAUUGCUCCGGUGUACCUGUGCUUGGCACCACUGCUGUGAAAGAAAGAGCACUGAUAUUCGCCUUUAAUUGGAAGCAAGAUGAAGAAGGAGCAGUGCAUUCACUAAGGAGUCUGUCUGCUUGCUUCUGUAGACCUACGUAUUAAGGAAUUCUUCUGCUUCUUCUUGCUUAGGAGUUGAUCUGCUCUGUGGUCCUACUGCUUUGGAGUUUGCCUGCUUUUUUUCUUGUCAUUGCCAGAAGAAAUCCUGGUUGGAGUGAAACAGUGCAUCUCUGUCUAAUUACCAUGGAAGGUGAUAAACUGACGCCCACUUAUUAAAGUUACAUCUCACUCCCCCACAGAAAACCAUUCUUCAGCGUGACUAGAAACCAAGCCCUUGUGAACACUUCUAUUGAACAUGACUCAUGGAGAAGAGCUUGGCUCUGAUGUGCACCAGGAUUCUAUUGUUUUAACUUACCUAGAAGGAUUACUAAUGCAUCAGGCAGCAGAGGGAUCAGGGACUGCCGUUGACAAAAAGUCUGCUGGGCAUAAUGAAGACGAUCAGAACUUUAACAUUUCUGGCAGUGCAUUUCCCACCUGUCAAAGUAAUGGGCCCAUUCUCAAUACACAUUCACAUCAGGGAUCUGGCAUGUUGCAUCUCAAAAAAGCCAGGCUCUUGCAGUCUUCUGAGGACUGGAACGCAGCGAAGCGGAAGAGGCUGUCUGAUUCCAUCGUAAAUUUAAACGUAAAGAAGGAAGCUUUGCUAGCUGGCAUGGUUGACAAUGUGCCUAAAGGCAAACAAGAUAGCACAUUACUGGCCUCUUUGCUUCAGUCAUUCAGCUCUAGGCUGCAGACCGUUGCUCUGUCGCAACAAAUUAGGCAGAGCCUCAAGGAGCAAGGAUAUGCCCUCAGUCAUGACUCCUUAAAAGUGGAAAAAGAUUUAAGGUGCUACGGUGUUGCGUCAAGUCACUUAAAAACUUUGUUGAAGAAAAGUAAAGCUAAAGAUCAAAAGCCUGAUACCAGUCUUCCUGACGUAACUAAGAACCUCAUCAGAGAUCGGUUCCCAGAGUCACCGCAUCGUGUUGGACAAAGUGGGACAAAGGUCAUGAGCGAACCCUUGUCGUGUGCUGCAAGAUUGCAGGCGGUUGCAAGCAUGGUGGAAAAAAGGGCUAGUCCUGCCACUUCCCCCAAACCUAGUGUUGCUUGCAGCCAGUUAGCAUUACUCCUUUCGAGUGAAGCCCAUUUGCAGCAGUAUUCUCGAGAACAUGCUUUAAAAACACAAAACGCCAGUCAGGCGGCGAGUGAGAGACUUGCUGCGAUGGCCAGAUUGCAGGAAAAUGGCCACAAGGAUGUUGGCAGUUUCCAGCUCUCAAAAGGAAUGUCAAGCCAUCUCAAUGGUCAGGCAAGAACAUCAUCAAGCAAACUAAUGGCUAGCAAGAAUACCACGUUUCAGAAUCCAGUGGGUGUUCCCUCUUCCCCCAAAAAUGCAGGCUAUAAGAACUCACUGGAAAGAAACAGUAUAAAACAAGCUGCUAGUAAUAGUUUGCUUUUACAUCUUCUUAAAAGCCAGACCAUACCAAAGCCAAUGAACGGACAUAAUCAUAGUGAGAGAGGAAGCAUUUUUGAGGAUAGCAGUACACCUACAACCAUUGAUGAGUACUCAGAUAACAAUCCUAGUUUUACAGAUGAUAGCAGUGGCGAUGAAAGUUCUUAUUCCAACUGUGUUCCCAUAGACUUGUCCUGCAAACAUCGAAUUGAGAAACCAGAACCCGACCAGCCUGUUUCUCUAGAUAAUUUAACUCAGUCCUUGCUAAACACUUGGGAUCCCAAAGUCCCCAGUGUCGAUCUCAAAGAAGAUCAAGAUACCUCAAAGAAUUCCAAGCUAAAUUCGCACCAGAAAGUAACACUUCUUCAGUUGCUCCUUGGCCAUAAGAAUGAAGAAAGCGUCGAAAGAAACAGCAGUCCUCAGGAAGUACACAGUGAUGUGACAAAGUUCGGUUCACAGAAUUACACGAGGACUUCUGUAAUAGAAAGCCCCAGUACAAACAGGACUACCCCAGUGAGCACUCCUCCAUUACUGGGAUCCUCAAAAGCAGAGUCUCCCAUCAACCUUUCCCAACACUCUCUGGUCAUCAAAUGGAACUCCCCACCAUAUGCCUGCAGCUCUCAACCUGAAAAGCCAGCAAAUACUGCAUCUAACCACUUGAUGGACCUUACGAAAAGCAAAGAAUCGCAAGGAGAGAAACCAGUCCAAAAUGAAGGUGCACAAAACUCUGCAACUUUCAGUGCCAGUAAACUGUUACAAAAUUUAGCUCAGUGUGGAAUGCAGUCUUCCGCAGCAGGAGAAGAGCAGAGACCUAGUAAGCAGCUGCUAAGUGUAAACACAGAUAAACCUGUAGGCAUGGUUGACAGAUUAAAUAGUCCUCUGCUCUCAAAUAAAACAAAUGCGGUUGAAGAAAAUAAGGCAUUUAGCAGUCCAGCAACAGGUCCCGAAUCAGGACUUUCUGGUUCUGAAAUAGAAAAUCUGCUUGAAAGGCGCACUGUCCUCCAGUUGCUCCUGGGAAACCCCAACAAAGGGAAGAGUGAAAAGAAAGAGAAAAUUCCUUUAAGAGAUGAAAGCACUCAGGAACACACAGAUAGAGCUUUAAAUGAACAAAUACUGAUGGUAAAAAUAAAAUCUGAGCCUUGCGAUGACUUACAUAUUCAUAAUACAAAUGUGCACUUGAGCCACGACGCCAAGGGUGCCCCGUUCUUAGGUAUGGCUCCUCCCGUGCAGAGAAGCACAGCUGCCUUACCAGUGCCCGAGGACUUUAAAUCGGAGCCCGUUUCACCUCAGGAUUUUUCUUUCUCAAAAAAUGGUCUGUUAAGUCGAUUGCUAAGACAGAACCAAGAGAGUUACCUGGCAGAUGAUCUGGACAAUAGUCACAGAAAUAGUGAACUGACACUUCUAGAAUCAAAGAAUCUUUGCAUGGUUCCUAAGAAAAGGAAGCUUUACACGGAGCCUUUAGAAAAUCCGUUUAAAAAGAUGAAAAAUAAUAUAGUCGAUGCUGCAAACAGUCACAGUGCUUCAGAAGUGUUGUAUGGGUCCUUGCUUAACCAGCAAGAGCUGAAAUUUAACAAAAGUGAUCUUGAAUUUAAAUAUCCUGCCAGCCAUGGUUCAGCCAGCGAUGGUGAACAUAGGAGUUGGGCCAGAGAGAGCAAAAGCUUCAAUGUUCUGAAACAGCUGCUUCUCUCAGAAAACUGUGUAAGAGAUUUGUCCCAGCACAGGAGUAACUCUGUUGUCGAGAGUAAAAAGAAAGGACACAAAAAUACUGUGACCAACAGCAAGCCUGAAUUCAGCAUUUCUUCUUUAAAUGGACUGAUGUACAGCUCCCCUCAGCCGAGCAGUUGCAUGGAUAGCAGGACAUUUCCAUACCCAGGGGGAGUAAAAACUCCCAUGAGCCCUUCUUUUCCCGAGCACAUGGGCUGUGCAGGGUCUAGACCAGAAUCUGGGCUUUCGAAUGGUUGUUCCAUGACCAGUGAGAAGGGACCCAUUAAGUGGGUUAUCACAGAUGCAGAUAAGAAUGAGUAUGAAAAAGACUGUCCCAGACUGACCAAAACUAACCCAAUACUGUAUUACAUGCUUCAGAAGGGAGGCAGUUCUGUUACCAGUCGAGAAACACAGGACAAGGACAUUUGGAGGGAGCCCUCAUCUGCUGAAAGCGUCUCACAGGUUACAAUCAAAGAAGAGUUACUUCCUGCUGCAGAAACUAAAGCUUCUUUCUUUAAUCUCAGAAGCCCUUACAAUAGCCAUAUGGGAAGUAAUGCCUCUCGCCCACACAGCGCAAAUGGAGAAGUUUAUGGACUUCUGGGAAACGUGCUAACAAUAAAAAAAGAAUCAGAAUAAAAUGUACCUGCCAUCCAGCUUUGGAUCUUUUUAAAACUAAUUAGUGUGAACUUGAGAUCUGUAUAAAUAAGAGCAUGAUUUGAGAAAAGCAUGGUAUAAUUGAAACUUUUUUCAUUUUGAAAAGUAUUGGUUACUGGUGAUGUUUAAAUAUGCAUACUACUUUUUGCUUUACGUUAGAUGCCAUGAGGAAACUACUGAACUAGCAAUUGGUUGUUUAACACUCUGUAUGCAUCAGACAACAACUGUGAGUAGCCUAUGAAUGAAAUUCUUUUAUAAUCACAAAUAAUAGGCAUAAAUGAAAAUGUAAAUCUCCAUCCAUAGUGGAUUAAUGCAUUUUACUGCCUUUAUUAGGGUACUUUAUUUUGCUUUGCAGAAGUCAGUCUACAUAACACAUGUGUUUUUAAGUCCAAAUUGUUAAAUAACUCUUUAAAUGUUAAUUAUUGAAUAAAAAAACCUAAUUCACUUCUCAUUAUCCGAUUCAAAAAUAAAAUAGAAAAAAUAUGCUUACAUUUUUCACUUUUGCUAAAAAAAAAUUAUUUUUAACUCUUGGAAGGGGUUUUGUGGUUCCCAAUGUGUCUACCCCACCCCAGUCCUUUUCAAUACCUAAUUCUUUAAACCUUGUACUACUUAGUAAAAAUUGAUUACAACUGAUGGAAGUUUGAUAGAUCCUUAAAAACAAAAAAAAAGGCAGAUUUCCAUUUUUGUAUUUUAACUACUUUACUAAAUUAAUAUUCCUCCUUUUACAGAAUUAGGAAGUUAACAUUUAUCUUCAGGUGGUUUCCUGAAUAGUUGAAUAUUUAAGAAGUUGUUUUUAACAGAAGCAAAAUGGCUUUUCUUUGGACAAUUUUCACCAUCUCUUGUAAAACUUACUUCUCACCAUUUCUGUGGUACCUGUGAGUCUUAUGACCAGGGUUUCUUAAAAGCUGGACUCAGACCACCUGCAUUCGAAUCAUCUGGAGCACUUGUUUUAAAAUGCAGAUUCCUAGACGGCAUCUCAGAUCUACAGAACAGCAAUCUGUGCUAAGCGGACCUGGGAAUCUCCCCUCUGCAUCUUAACACACUCCCCAGAUGUUUCUUCUGCAUGUUGAAGUUUGAGAACCAUUGCUUAUGACUUUUCUCAGAACACAGGAUUGUAAAAAAAAAAAAACAAAAAACCAAAAAAAAAAAAAAAAAAACCCUAUUUGAUGCCUAUAUUUUCCCCAGUACGGUUAUACAUCAACCCAAAAUUUGCAAUAUUGUAGUUCAUAUGUAACCGUUAUGUCUUUGGAAAUCGGGUUCAGAAUACUUUUUAUGACAAAAAAAAAUUGGGUGGAGGGGACAACUUUCAUAUCUGGCUCAACAUCUCAGGAAAAUCUGUAAUUAUUUAUGUGUUCUAAUGAGUAACAUCUACUUAAUUAGCCUUAGGGAUGGAAUAACAGGGCCACUUACCAAACUCAGGUGAUUCCAGGAUGGUUUGGACACUUCUCCUGAAUACAUCCUUAAUUUCUAUUAAAAUCAUUGUCCUAAGAACGUUGCUGACAGAGGUGAAAAUACUUACUUCAAACCCACGAAUGGCACUAAACUCAGAUUGACUAACAGAAAAGUAGAAAAGGCAUGGCGUGACAGAAGUUGUACACAACCACUCCAUUGGAUCUAUUAUUUUAAAAUAGUAAUUAAAAGUAAACACGGGUGUUAUCUUGGAAGAACUUACUUUUGAGCCACAUGGGGUUUUGAUCUUGAAACGAAUCCAUAUGUUUAAGUGCAGUUUUUACAGUCCACCAUUCAUUCACUAGAUAUUUUUGUUUUUAAAAGUGAACCAGGUUUGCAACUGACCUAUCAAAAAAUCGUUACAUAAUCAACUAUUAAUUAGAAGGAUAUCUAUUUGAAGUUGUUUCUAAGAUUUUUAUAUUAAAAAUGGGCGUUAUUUCCUAAUAUGAUCCAAAACCCUAAGUGAUUAUUUUUUCUCAAAAUGAUUUGUAAAUAGGUACUGGAUAUAUUAUAAAACAGUAGUCAAGAGUGAAUAUUAUGCUACAUCAUGGAGAGAUGAAGGCAUAUGCUUAUUCUGAAAUGGAAAUUCCACUGGCCAGUGAAUAUAUUCUACUCCAUCCCAUAUUUACUCUGUGACAAUCUUGUGACAAUAUAAAUGAGCUUUUAAGCAAGUCAUUUUUUUCCUGCCAUUAUGAAAAGUCUGGAGCCUUAGAGGUAGGUUAGAAAAAUUGUUGGUAUUCCCUUUUGAUUAGGGGAAAAGAGGCUUUUACAAAGGAGUGAAAUUUAGGUCAAGGAAAAGGACAUCAAGGGCCAGCAUUGCUACAUUUUUGUUUGUUUCUUUGGUUGGUUGGUUUUGUUAUCAUUAUUAACAGUUAAAGGGAUGAGGGUAUAUAAUACGUAGGUAAACAUGACCACAAGAAUGAUGUUCUGAUGUACUGGAGAAUGUCCCUAAUUUGAGUUUAGGGUGAUUUUAAAGAAGAGUGGUGAGAAAGGGCAUACAUCCAUAUCCACUUUGUUUAUGCAUAUGUAGAUACAAGGAUGCACAUACACACGUUUUCAAGGACUAUUUUAGAUAUCUAGACAAUUUCUUCUUAAUGAAGUCAUUUGUGAAAGGGUACUACAGCUCUCAUUGGCAUCAGUAAGGUAGCAUUACCUGUUUAUUCUCUGGUACAUCUUACAGAAGAGUAAACUGGUGAGAAUAUAUAUUUUAUAUAUAUAUAUAUAUAUAUAUAAUAUGUAUAUAUAUAUAUAUUGACUUGUUACAUGAAGAUGUUAAAAUCAGUUUUUAAAGGUGAUGUAAAUAGUGAUUUCCUUAAUGAAAAAUACAUAUUUUGUAUUGUUCUAAUGCAACAGAAAAGCCUUUUAAUCUCUUUGGUUUCUGUAUAUUCCAUGUAUAAGUGUAAAUAUAAUCAGACAGGCUUAAAAAUUGUGCAUGUGUGUAUACAGUUGCAAGUCUGGACAAAUGUAUAGAAUAAACCCUUUAUUUAAGUUGUGAUUACCUGCUGCAUGAAAAGUGCAUGGGGGACCCUGUGCGUCUGUGCAUUUGGCAAAAUGUCUUAACAAGUCAGAUCAGAUGUCCAUCCCAACAGGACAGUAUUCCAUUUCCGGACAUGACUUCUGUGGUUUAAGCUUUGUGAAAGAAUGUGCUUUGAAUCCAAGGGUCUUAAAACUUUUUAAAAUCAAGUCAACCACUUUUCAACAUAAAGAGUUCAGACAACUACUUUCAUGAAUUUUUUAAUCCCAUUGGAAAUGUAACAUUAUACCAAGAGUGUUCCAGUAUACUGGAAUACAGGCACAUUACCAUUCAUGAUAUGAAUUCUGGGGUUUACACAACCAAUUUUGAUGCAAUCUGCUUAGUAAUAUAAUUUGUCAUUUUUAUUAGAAAUUUAAUUUCUUCAUGUGAUGUCAUGAAACUGUACAUACUGCAGUGUGAAUUUUUUGUUUUGUUUUUUAAUCUUUUAGUGUUUACUUCCUGCAGUGAAUUUGAAUAAAUGAGAAAAAAUGCAUUGUC